This is a messenger RNA of Saccostrea cuccullata (small rock oyster), 7254 nucleotides long. RefSeq lists its product as uncharacterized. Bases 64 to 7254 code for a protein of 2396 amino acids. The transcript has 55 exons. The record is from RefSeq and is a predicted model, not a curated record. Lineage: Eukaryota; Metazoa; Mollusca; Bivalvia; Ostreida; Ostreidae.
AAGAACAGAUAGCAUCAAUAUCGAAUGACUGAAUAUUACAAGGUACCCAUGUGAGAGUCAAAGAUGAAAGCCUUCAUUUUAUUUUACUUUCCUCUGUUUUUCCCAGUAUCAGUUAAUAGUGAAAACCCAUGCUCUGAACAGGUAUAUAAAGAGAUCCCUGAUUUGCCUAGAAGAAGUCCUUCGUAUUCCAUGGAUUCUGCUCCCCUCUGUGACUAUCACCUCUCUUACGGAUGGUACCGAGGAAAAUAUUCGAAAAUGCCAACGUCUCCUCCAUCAUUGACCAAUUGUGGGACACUUUUUCCACUCUGGUUAAAUGGCACACACCCACCUGUGAAUGGUAUAAGUACCCUUGACGCUUGCAAAGUUGGAUUUGCUAGUGAGUGUGCUGAUAAGAUCGAAAUAGAAGUUAAAAACUGCAAUACUUAUAUGGUUUAUAAGCUACAGCCGGUGGAUUUCUGUAAUUCAGCUUACUGUUUUGAACCAAGCGGACAAUGUGUAACUGAAGUUCCACAAGAUCCUACUGUUUCCUAUCACGGUGUAUCAUGGGAAACUACUACGAAAGGAAUACUAACACUAUAUGAACCUAGUGUAAAUCUCAAGUGUGGUUUUACCCCACUAAGUAACAAUCUAUUAUUCUACGAAAUAUCAUGGUAUGUAGAUAAUACCGAAGUACUGAAAGGCCAAACUGUAGCUUCUGACUCGCUGGACACAGCUUUACUGUCAGCAUACCACAUACUGAGUUACAACAAAAAAGCUGGAUCCAUGAUCCAAUGUGUCGUUGGGGCAAAACACAAGAAAGAUGGAGUUGCUUGUAUAACAAAAUCUAGCCCUUUGUUUUUCGCCGGAAUAAAGGUUUUGACGCCCCGAUUGGAUAUUGCCAGAGGAGAGACUGCCAAUGUUCAAUUGCAGUUCACCAUACCCUAUGUAGAUCAGAACCUACGAAUAGACCAAUUAAAUCUCGAUCUUGCACCUUCUGAUUUGGUUAUAAACCUUGCGACUCUUAAUGCUAACUCAAUUUCUUGUAAUGAUGGAAAUAACAAAUUUUGUGGCAUGAAAGUCAAGGGAUAUUCAUUUAAGGACAGACACAACUAUUCCACAGAUGUUUGGAAACAAAUCCAUAACGUGACAAUCUUUAAUAAGGAUGAUCUAGACUUUACUGGUUUUGAAAGUCAUAUACUUUUGCGUCUCAAAACUAUUGGUACCCAAGGCAACGGAAGCAGAAUAUUUGAUCACAUAACUCUACCAGAUAUUCAGGUGUUCAUUUCGGAACCUACCCAAGUCUGGAAAGGGAAAUACUGUGGCUCUUUCACAUACCUCCACAUGGUCUCCUUUGAUGGAUAUGCAUACGAGUGUCAAGAAUAUGGCAUGUAUAUUCUCUAUAGGAAUACAAAAUAUGACCAAGAGGUACAAGUUAAACACCACAUGUGUCAUCCAUCUAACUCAUAUCCAAGAUGCACGUGUGCAGUAGCAGCAAGAUCAGGAAGGGAUGUUUUCACACUUGAUAUCUGCAACAACCAAAGAAUAAUAAAUUUUCCUUUCUGCAAAGACAAAGUAUUAAAAGUGAUCAGAAACAACGACAAAAAUUAUCAAGUCAUAUUUCCGACAGGGACUUGGGUGGAUCUGUCAAUUAUACCUUGGCCUAAUCCUACAACUUGGCAGAUAAACAUACAAAUUUAUCCAUCCCCUUCAGAUGUUAAAAACAGUAAAGGUUUGUGUGGAAUUCUGGAUGGAAAUCAGAGUAAUGAUUUAACAAGAAGAAAUGGCCACGUAGAUUCUCUGAGUAACUAUAAUUACCACAAACAUCCUGUUGAUUUCUCGCAUUCUUGGCGGAUACUUGAUAAUGAAAACUUGUUCACUGAAAGCUGGACAGUGUAUGACGGUCUGAGGUCUAUUUCUAAUACUAUGGCAAGAGUUUGUACAUGCAAGGAAACAAAAGAUGAUAGAACUGGUAAGAGAGAAACGCAGAUUGAAUGUAAUUAUGGUACAUACAAAGACUGUAAAUUCAAAAUUGGAAAGCAGUUUCAUUGCCUACUUCAUCCUGCUGGGUCUAAACGGAGGAAACGAGAUAUAACACACCUUAGGAGCUUAAUGAAGCGAGAAUCCGAAUAUACAGUGGAUGAAAACAUAUUGGUGAGGGAAAAAAGACAGGCAUACGACGUUACAACGGAGAUCGAAGCUCGCAAAAUUUGCAUAAAUGCAUUUGAAGAAUCCCAAGCAUUUCUUAGUUGUCAGCAGUACGUUAGUGAUCUAUCCAAUGCUACUAUAGAUAACUGCAUUUCUGAUGUGAUGAUGACUGGAGACCAUAAAGUUACAAAGAUACAUAUUGAAGCGGCUUUGGAGCAAUGUUCUACCCUUGUUCUUUUUAACACAACCUUUCAAACUGAACAACCGCAAAUAACGUACCAAGUGGAAUCACUUUGUCCAAAUAGUUGCAGUGGGAAUGGCGAGUGUAAUCGAGGUAAUUGUACAUGCAACUCAAAUUUUGCUGGCAGCGAUUGUUCUUUUGAUCUGCUUGGGCCUCCAAAGAUUAAUCAUAUUUCUGACUUUGGUCUCUGUGACAAAUCAUAUGAAGAUUGUGAUGAAAUCACUUUGUAUGGAGAAUUGUUUCUUGAACAUAUGGAUACAGAAUGCUACUUUACAAGAAGAACGAUAAAAAGAGAUGGGACUCUCAUCUCAGAAAGUCAAUAUCAAACCAGUUUGGAACCAAGAACCUUAUUUGAGGGAUUCUGUCCUCUUUCGUAUAGUGAAGAACCACACUGGAUAACAGAGUUCACCUUUAAAAUCAGUAACGAUGGAACAAGAUUCACAGACAACUACAACGUUUACAUCUAUCAGUCUGACUGCCAGGAGCUUCACAAUAGUACGGGACAAAUAAACUUUAUUCUAAAGAGUGGCUACUGUUUUAUCGAUGGAAAGUGUUAUAUAGAUGGGGAUACAAAUAAUGAGAAUUUAUGUGACCUCUGCAAUAUCACACUGGACAAAUAUAAAUGGUCAUUUAACCCAGGGCAUUGUUUAAUAGACGGAAAGUGUUACGCGGAUGGGGCUAUAAAUGGAACCAAUCUUUGCAGUGUCUGUCUCUCCUCUGUGAAUACUUUGAUCUGGUCUGAUAAUCCAGGGUACUGCUAUAUUGAAGACAUUUGUUAUUUUGAUGGUCAGUCAAAAGAAUAUAACGACUGUUUCAUGUGUAACUACACGUUGGGCAGAGAAGUGUGGACAUUUGCUGAAGAUCAUUGUAUGAUUGAUGGACAGUGCUUUAAAGCGGGACAAAACCAAACAACCAAUGAAUGCAAAGUGUGUGACCCUCUUCAAAGUAAAAGUAACUGGACUUUGAGUAAAGGGUAUUGUUUUGUCAAUGAUUCCUGUCUGAAAGAUGGGGAGUCUGAAAAAUCAAAUCCAUGUUUGAUGUGCAAUGUAUCCACCAGUCUCUACUCCUUGAUUCCAAAUCCCGCUUACUGUAAUAUUGGAGGUUUGUGUGUGGCCGAUGGUAAGGAGGACGAUUUGAACUCUUGUUUAUUUUGUAAUACUUCAAUCAGCAGGGGGAACUGGUCAUUACAUCAGGGAUAUUGUUUUGUCAAUGGUUCCUGUUUAAAAGACGGAGGGUCAGAAAGAAACAAUCCUUGCUUGAUGUGCAACGCUACUGCCAGCAAUUACUCUCUGGUUGCAAAUCCUGCUUUCUGCAAUAUAGCAGGUUUGUGUGUGCCUGAGGGUAAAGAAAGUGAUUCCAGCUCUUGUUUAUUUUGUAAUACCUCACUCAGCAUGGAGAACUGGUCACAACAUCAAGGGUUUUGUCUGAUUGAUGGUCGAUGUAUCCAAGAGGGACAAAAGAAUACAAUGAAUGAAUGUAAAAUUUGUGAUCCACUUCAAAGCAAAAGGAAUUGGACAGUGAUUGCGGAUUUCUGCAGUAUAGGAGGUAUGUGCAUUCCUGAUGGUACAGAAAACGAUUCCAUGUCUUGUUUAUUUUGUGAUACCUCACAGGGCAAGGAAAACUGGUCAUUACGUCAGGGGUAUUGUAUGAUUGAUGAACAAUGUGUCCAAGCUGGACAAAACCACGUUACAAAUGAGUGUAAAGUAUGUGACCCAAUUCAAAGUAAAAGUAACUGGACCUUGAGAACAGGAUAUUGUUUUCUUAACAAUUCCUGUAUACAAGAUGGACAAUCAGAUAAAACAAAUCCAUGUUGGAUGUGUAAAGCUUCUUCUAGCCUUUACUUCUUUUCGCCAAAUCCUGCUUACUGUGAUAUUGAUGGCAAAUGUAUAUCUGAUGGAGAGAAAAACAACUCCAAUUCUUGUCUUUAUUGUAACACUUCACUAGACAGAGAUAACUGGUCAUUAACUGAAGGGUAUUGUAUAAUUGAUGGACAAUGUUUCCAAGCGGGGCAGAAUCAUACAACAAAUGGAUGUAAAGUAUGUGAUCCACUUCAAAGCAAAAGUAACUGGACCUUGAAUGCAGGUUAUUGUUUGAUCGAUGGUCAAUGUUUUCAAACAAAUCAAAGCAAAGAUAUUGAAGUGUGUAAAAAAUGUGAUCCUCAUCAAGACAAAUACAACUGGACUCUGAGUACUGGAUAUUGCUUUGUCAAUAGAACAUGCAUACAAGAUGAAGAAAUCAACAAAGUUAAUCCAUGUUUGAAGUGCAACGUUUUGAACAGCACUUACACAUUUUCUUCAAAUCCUGCCUCCUGUAAUAUUGGAGGUCAGUGCUUCGUAGACGGGAAGAUAAAUGACGCAAUAUCCUGUCUGCAUUGCAACUCAUCCUUAAGCACAGAAAAGUGGUCUUUAAGCUCGGGUUAUUGUUUGAUCGAUGGUCAAUGUUUCCAAACAAAUCAAAGCAAAGGUGUUGAAGUGUGUAAAAAAUGUGAUCCUCGUCAAGACAAAUACAACUGGACUCUGAGUACUGGGUAUUGCUUUGUCAAUGGAACAUGCAUACAAGAUGGAGAAAUCAACAAAGUUAAUCCAUGUUUGAAAUGCAACGUUUUAAACAGCACUUACUCAUUUUCUUCAAAUCCUGCCUCCUGUAAUAUUGGAGGUCAGUGCUUCGUAGACGGGAAGAUAAAUGACGCAAUAUCCUGUCUGCAUUGCAACUCAUCCCUAAGCACAGAAAAGUGGUCUUUAAGCUCGGGUUAUUGUUUGAUCGAUGGUCAAUGUUUCCAAACAAAUCAAAGCAAAGGUGUUGAAGUGUGUAAAAAAUGUGAUCCUCGUCAAGACAAAUACAACUGGACUCUGAGUACUGGGUAUUGCUUUGUCAAUGGAACAUGCAUACAAGAUGGAGAAAUCAACAAAGUUAAUCCAUGUUUGAAAUGCAACGUUUUAAACAGCACUUACUCAUUUUCUUCAAAUCCUGCCUCCUGUAAUAUUGGAGGUCAGUGCUUCGUAGACGGGAAGAUAAAUGACGCAAUAUCCUGUCUGCAUUGCAACUCAUCCCUAAGCACAGAAAAGUGGUCUUUAAGCUCGGGUUAUUGUUUGAUCGAUGGUCAAUGUUUCCAAACAAAUCAAAGCAAAGGUGUUGAAGUGUGUAAAAAAUGUGAUCCUCGUCAAGACAAAUACAACUGGACUCUGAGUACUGUGUAUUGCUUUGUCAAUGGAACAUGCAUACAAGAUGGAGAAAUCAACAAAGUUAAUCCAUGUUUGAAAUGCAACGUUUUAAACAGCACUUACUCAUUUUCUUCAAAUACUGCCUCAUGUAAUAUUGGAGGUCAAUGUUUCGUCGACGGGGAGAUAAAUGACGCAGUAUCCUGUCUGCAUUGCAACUCAUCCAUAAACACAGAAAAGUGGUCUUUAAACUCGGGUUAUUGUUUGAUCGAUGGUCAAUGUUUCCAAACAAAUCAAAGCAAAAAUAUUGAAGUGUGUAAAAAGUGUGAUCCUCAUCAUGACAAAUACAACUGGACUCUGAGUACUGGGUAUUGCUUUGUAAAUGGAACAUGCAUACAAGAUGGAGAAAUCAACCAAGUUAAUCCAUGUUUGAAAUGCAAUGUUUUAAACAGAACUUACUCAUUAUCUUCAAAUCCUGCCUCCUGUAAUAUUGGAGGUCAAUGUUUCGUUGAUGGGGAGAUAAAUGACGCAAUAUCCUGUCUGCAUUGCAACUCAUCCCUAAACACAGAAAAGUGGUCUUUAAGCUCGGGUUAUUGUUUGAUCGAUGGUCAAUGUUUCCAAACAAAUCAAAGCAAAGAUAUUGAAGUGUGUACAAAAUGUGAUCCUCAUCAAGACAAGUACAACUGGACUCUGCGUACUGGAUAUUGCUUUGUCAAUAGAACAUGCAUACAAGAUGGAGAAAUCGACAAAGUUAAUCCUUGUUUGAAAUGCAACGUUCUGAACAGCACUUACUCAUUUUCUUCAAAUCCUGCCUCCUGUAAUAUUGGAGGUCAAUGUUUCGUUGAUGGGGAGAUAAAUGACGCAAUAUCCUGUUUGCAUUGCAACUCAUCUCUAAACACAGAAAAGUGGUCAUUAAGCUCAGGUUAUUGUUUGAUCGAUGGUCAAUGUUUCCAAACAAAUCAAAGCAAAGAUAUUGAAGUGUGUAAAAAGUGUGAUCCUCAUCAAGACAAAUACGACUGGACUCUGCGUACUGGGUAUUGCUUUGUCAAUGGAACAUGCAUACAAGAUGGACACAUCGACAAAGAAAAUGCAUGUUUGAUGUGCAACGUUUUAAACAACACUUACUCAUUAUCUUCAAAUCCUGCUUCCUGUAAUAUUGGAGGUCUAUGUUUCGUUGACGGUAAGAUAAAUGACGCAAUAUCCUGUUUACAUUGCAACUCAUCUCUAAACACAAAAAAGUGGUCUUUAAGCUCAGGUUAUUGUAUGAUCCAUGGUCAAUGUUUCCAAGCGAAUCAAAGCAAAGAUACUGAAGUGUGUAAAAAAUGUGAUCCUCAUCAAGACAAAUACAACUGGACUCUGAGUACUGGAUCUUGCUUUGUCAAUGGAACAUGUAUAAAAGAUGGAGAAAUUGACAAAGUAAAUCCGUGUUUGAAGUGCAACGUUUUAAACAGCACGUUCUCAUUAUCUUCAAAUCCUGGUCAUUGUCUGAUUGAAGGACAGUGUUUCAAGAUGGGACAAAAUCAUGCCAAACAGAAGUGUAAAGUCUGUGAUCCUCCUCAAAAUAGAUUUCAGUGGACUCUUGAUACCGGGUAUUGCCUUAUAAACGAUUCUUGCAUGCAAGAUGGAGAGAACAACAAUCAGUUUAGCUGUAUGAUGUGUAACACGUCAGCCAGUGUGAAGAACUUGUCGCUUAAUAAAGGUAGCAUAGGAACACUUCUAAGAAAAUUCUAA